This is a messenger RNA of Hydra vulgaris (swiftwater hydra), 1554 nucleotides long. Its product is annotated as polyamine deacetylase HDAC10. NCBI's taxonomy places the organism in Eukaryota, Metazoa, Cnidaria, Hydrozoa, Anthoathecata, Hydridae. The record is from RefSeq and is a predicted model, not a curated record. Gene Ontology annotation, molecular function: deacetylase activity. Gene Ontology annotation, biological process: negative regulation of transcription by RNA polymerase II.
UGUUAAAUCAGAAAUUAUUUAAAAUGAAUACUAAAAAUUGACAAUGGAUUUUGAAAGUCAAGAUAAAGAACUUUCAAGACGGAAUGGUUUUAAUAUUCACCCAAAUAAUGUCACUUGGAAAACUGGUCUUAUAUACGAUCAAAAAAUGUGUGAAUAUUUCAACUUAGAAGAUAAAAAUCAUGUUGAAAGACCUGCAAGAAUAUCAAGUAUUUACAAUGCACUUAAUAAAAAUGGUUUGACAUGUAGGUGUCAAAUUUUAAAGUCCAGGUUUGCAUCUCAUGAUGAAAUAUUAUUAAAGCACAAUGAACAUCAUCUAAAAGUGAUAGAAUCUCUUUCUACCAAAACUGACGAAGAAUUAGGCAAGAUGAGUUGUGAUUAUGAUUCUAUAUAUUUCCACCCUAACAGUUCAGAGAGUUCUUUUCUUUCAGUUGGUUGUACAUUAGAAGUUGUUGAACAGGUAUUAAAAAAAAAUAUUUUAAAUGGUGUUGCAAUUGUAAGGCCACCUGGGCAUCACGCUCUUACACACUGUUCUAUGGGAUUUUGUCAUUUUAAUAAUGUUGCUAUAGCAGCAGAAUAUGCUGUAAAAAAGUAUGGUUUAAAGCGUGUUUUAAUUGUUGAUUGGGACAUUCAUUUUGGCAAUGGAAUUCAUAAAAUGUUUGAAAAUGAUAAUUAUGUUCUAUACUUCUCUAUGCACAGGUAUGACAAUCAACGUUUUUGGCCUUGUUUAGCUGAAGGAAAUUAUAAUUCAAUAGGUAAGGGUGAUGGUGAAGGUUUUAAUGUUAAUGUUGCAUGGAACAAAUCAGGAAUGAAUGAUGCUGAUUACAUACUUGCGUUUAAACAUGUUUUAUUACCAAUAGCAAAGGAAUAUAAUCCCGAAUUAGUUCUUGUAUCUGCUGGAUUUGAUUCAGGUAAAGGAGAUCCAUUAGGAAAUUGCAAAGUUACACCUGCCGGUUAUGCUCAAAUGACAAAAGAACUAAUGUCUUUAGCUGAUGGUAAAGUUGUUAUUGUACUUGAAGGUGGUUAUAACUUGAAAACAUUAGCCUCCUCUAUGUCUUCUUGCCUUGCUACCCUUUUAGGUGAUCCUAUUAAUGUGGUAAUAAAUUCUAACAAAUCUAGUUUAAGUGCAAAGCAAUCUGUGGCAAAAACAUUAUUUGCAAUUCAAAAGUAUUGGAAAUCGUUAAAUAUUAUUGACCAAAUGUUCUUUGAUGUUUUAAAACUGGAGAAUGUGGAGCAGAGUAGUUCGUUAAGUACAUCUUCAGAUGAAGAUAUUGAUCUUGUUAUGGAUGGUUUAACACAAAUAUCAGUUGCUCAGAAUUAAUGCUAUUAUUUAAUUUAUAAUUUUUUUUUUGUUUAGAAACAGAUAUUUUAAAAGUAUGACAUUUUAUUUCCAUGCAAAAAUUUACUUCAAAUACUAAGUAUUUUUACUUAUUAAUUCAUUUGUAUUUAAUAUCUUAACUGCUUUUAUUUGAAAUUAUGUUUGUCCUUUUAUAUUAACUAUGUUAUGUUUAUAUUUUGAUUUUUUUUUAAUGUAAAGAAAAAUUUAUAUACAUAAAA